Neohortaea acidophila is the source of this 766-nucleotide messenger RNA. RefSeq lists its product as uncharacterized. Bases 108 to 638 code for a protein of 176 amino acids. The record is from RefSeq and is a predicted model, not a curated record. NCBI's taxonomy places the organism in Eukaryota, Fungi, Ascomycota, Dothideomycetes, Mycosphaerellales, Teratosphaeriaceae. The transcript has a single exon.
AGGAGAUUAUGAUGAUAUGAACGGAGGAAAAGGCGAGAAGAUCCCUACGGUGAUCGGGGCAGGAGAAGCAAGCCAUCUAAUAUGUAUCCGUGGCUUGAGCAGCCGGCAUGUGGGAGGAGAGGACCCCUUCGACCCAGACCAGACCGGGAGGAUGCGAGCGGCCAAUGGGCCCGUCUGCACUGCAUCGGGGCAAGGGCGUGCUGCACCUCUGCGCGCCGGCGCCCUCGUGCAGAUGGGAAAAAGCCCCGCCUCGCCGCCUCGGACGCGAGUGUUUGCAGGAGGAGCGUGCCUGGGCGGGCGAGACAGACAGGGCAGGAGCAGUCGAGGGCAGGCGCGGCGAUGAAGCUCCGACGUGCGCCGCUAGCGCCAAACCCAAUCCCGGCCCUUUGCACCAAGCCGCCUGCUCUCUGACGCCGGGACACUCACCAACAAAGGGGUCUGACAGGGUGCAACGGGCAGGGGCGGAGUGUUGUCUUGUUCUUUCGUGCCCACAAUGCCAUCAUCGUGCAACGGGCAGCAUUGUUCAUGCCGUUGUGUGCCCAGACGCGGCAUCGGGAAGGUGCGAUAAGCCCGCGCAAGCCAUCGCAUUCGGCAAUGCAGCUGGGCCUGCAGCUUGCGGCGUGUCGCGUGGAAGAUGAAGCCGCAAGGCGCCUCUCGCCCUCCACCACCACCGCCGCCUGUCAACACUAAUGUCGGAGGCAAAGCUUUGAUGGCCUUCUCGACCAGCUGGCCGGGUAGCGAGGCCGCGUUCCUCCCCCAUUGCCCC